Penicillium coprophilum is the source of this 927-nucleotide messenger RNA. RefSeq names its product Saf4/Yju2 family protein. The transcript is spliced from 2 exons. Gene Ontology annotation, biological process: mRNA splicing, via spliceosome. The coding region runs from base 1 to 927 and encodes 308 amino acids. Gene Ontology annotation, cellular component: U2-type catalytic step 1 spliceosome. NCBI's taxonomy places the organism in Eukaryota, Fungi, Ascomycota, Eurotiomycetes, Eurotiales, Aspergillaceae. The record is from RefSeq and is a predicted model, not a curated record.
AUGGCUGAGCGAAAGGUCCUGAGCAAGUGGUAUCCGCCUGACUUUGAUCCGUCCGCCAUCGAGCGCUCGGCCAAGAGCAAGGAUGGCAAAAGCUCCAAGCUUCCAAACGUUCGACUGAUGACUCCUUUCUCGAUGAAGUGUACCCACUGUGGUGAGUACAUCCCGAAGGGUCGUAAGUUCAACGCUCGUAAGGAGGUCACCGAUGAGCGCUACCUUUCGAUUCAAAUCAUCCGCUUCUACAUUCGUUGCACCCGCUGCAGCGGUGAGAUCACUUUCCGCACUGAUCCCAAGAACAAUGAUUACCAGUGCGAGAAUGGUGCCAAGCGCAACUUCGAAGUCUGGCGCGACGCCAAGGACGACAAGUACCAGGACGAGACCGAGGAACAGACUCUCGACCGACUUGAGAAGGAGCAUGGCGAGAAGGAGGACCAAAUCGAGCGCGACAAGAUGGCUGAGCUUGAGGACAAGAUGCUCGACUCCAAGCGCGAGAUGAAGGUUGCCGACGCCCUCGACGAGAUCCGUACCCGCAACGCCCGUAUCGAGCGUAAGGAGGCUGGUGGCGCUGAGGCUGCUCUUGCGACCGCUCAGGCCCAGGCUGACGAGGAGGCCCUCCGUGCCGAGCAAGAGGCCGCCGCUGACGCCGAGGCUAUUCGCCAGGAGUUCCGUGAGAAGAAGCGUCUCGCCCAGCAGGCUCAGGUCGACGAAGAAAUGCGACGGCUGGAGGAAGAGUCCGCGAAAUUGCGGGCUAAACCCUUUGUUGUCAAACGCCUCCCCCGCCGCAGCGAAGUGCUGGCGGCCCGACAAGCCCUCUUCGAUCAGAAACGCCCUCUUGACGCUGGGGAUUCCAAAGGCAUCCUUGAUAAGAAACGCCCUCUUGACGCUGGAGAUUUCAAAGGCAUCUUCGAUAAGAAGCCUCGCAAAGAAUAA